AGGAAGGUAGCGGAGUUCGACUCGUGCCGGGUUGCGAGCCGCACACGGUUCGUCGAUCGUUCACCUCGCGCGCAAACGAGGGGAAGUUUCUCGCUGACGAGAAGCGCAGCGGUGCGACGCGGGGCCGCGCGAAUUUUCGCCCUCGUCGCCGUCCCGUUUGACGGCGAUAUCGCAAUUAUCGCAUCGUGAUUUUGCAAAUUCGCGGGACAAAUAACGAGAUACUCUCGGGGGAAUCGGUGGCGCGAAUCGCGCUCUGCGAGGAGGAGCGAGUAUACGCGCAUAACUUGUCUUAUCGCGUGAUAGUGCAGAGGAGAAUACUUCACAGUGGCAUUUCACGAGGCAGGCAGAACAGUAGGGACGAAUUACGCCACGUUCGCCGACGGCGGAGAAUGAUCCGGGCGGGGAAGAAACGUUGAAGACUCUAUCUAAAGGGGGGAACGAUAUAAACCGUGCCGGGGCUGAAAGCGCAGUGAUUUAUACGGCGCUAUCAUAAGUUCGCGACCGGGAGAAGAAGGUGUGUGUCGGUGUACGUGUGUGUACGUGUGUUCUCGCGGUAUGACCAGUCACGAGUGAAGCUCCCGGGUACCCCGACGUCCAUUCUCGCGGAAUCACACGGACACACGUGCGAUUCCGGAAAGAUGAUACGCGACUACCUGAUACUGCUCUCAUGGCUCUGCGCGGUCCAAGGGAAAAUAGGAUAUUUCUGGCAUAUCACCGACCUUCAUUACGAUCCAAAGUAUUCUACUCAAGGAAACACUGCCACUAUGUGCUGGAACACGAAAAACAACGUCGACGGCGUAGGACGGAUAAGGCUCGACAGAAAACUAGCGGGCAAGUUUGGCGACUACAACUGCGACUCGCCCUGGGCUCUGAUCGACUCGGCGGUGCGGGCGAUGAAAUCGAAGCAGGGCGGCGAAGGGAUCGAGUUCGUCCUGUGGACGGGUGACGCGCUGACGCGCACCGCUGGCAUGAACGCCGAGCAGCGUCUGCAGUGUUUGCGGAAUCUGACCGAUCUGUUGCACCGCGCGUUCAAGGGACAAUUCGUGUUUCCCGCACUCGGCCAUGAAGACAUGGGCGUGAAUUACACGCAGCUCGCGAAUCUCUGGCAGCAUUGGCUACCACCGGAAGCGGUGGACACUUUCGUGAAGGCCGGCUACUAUACGAUCGAGCAGCGCUCGAAAAAAUAUCGGAUCGUCUUCCUUAAUACGAAUUUGUGGCUGAACCCACUCGACAGCCGUAUGCUGCAUCGUGCCGGAAGCAGCACGGUCGAUAACACGCAGGAUCCCUUCGGCCAAUGGUCCUGGUUCCAGUCGGUGCUCGAGAAUGCGCGGAAGAAGAAGGAGGCGGUGUACAUAGUCGGCCACACACCGCCGGGGAUGGACGACCAUGAAAGCGGCGCUGUGGCUCUCAACGAAAGACACAACACAAAAUAUCUGCAGGUGGUGCGGCUCUACUCGGACAUUAUUCGAGGACAAUUCUUCGGCCAUUGGCAUUCGGAUACAUUCCGCGUUAUUUACAGCGAUACAGGUUUGCCCGUAUCUUGGAUAAUGAUGGCUCCCAGCGUAACGCCGAGCACCGGCGGGGGGCCCAACAACCCGGGCUUGCGACUGUACAAGUUUGAAACUAACACCGGACAGAUUCUGGAUUACACGCAGUACUAUCUUAAUCUGCCCGAAGCAAAUUCGAACGGUAAAGCGAACUGGGCGUCCGAGUACUCAUUGCUCGACUAUUACAAUCUGGAUGAGAUAUCGGCGAUCAGUCUUCACGAUCUGGCGGACCGAUUCACGCAGUCCAGCGAUUACGCCUUCGUCAGGUAUUACGCGGCCAACACGGUCUCGUUGCCGCGCGAGGUGGAGCAAAUCUGGGGCUGCGGCGGUCCGCUCAACGGAGUCUGUGCGCUGCAUCAUUACUGCACCGUUACGAGGCUCAAUCCCGAGUCCUACAGGGAAUGCUACUCGUUGUACGCUUACGCCCUGGCGUCCACGGGAACCUACACUGUGCGUCUCUACUUCGCGCUGCAUCUGCUAAUCCUACUGAUCUGCGCCGACGAGAUCCUGAACAACCGGUAGGAUGAACGGGACGAGAGAACUCCCGGUAGUACGGGCUACGCCCCGCGUCGGCUCUCCACGACUACGGUCUGCGUUUUCUCCCUGGCAGAAUCCGAUCGGGAUACAUCAUCGUCAUUGAUCGGCCGCGGAUCGGAUCGGUCUAGGAGCGGUCCACGAGUUAAGGCGAACGCGUCUAGCGAUUACGACGUUCACGCCGCCCGGUGUGUCAUCUACUUUGUCUAUGUCUCUGUCGUGUCUCCGUCUUCUCCUUGUCGCGCCACCGAAAUUGUUCAGGCGCGCGCUCUCGUUCCGUCGUGUUUGAUGUUUGCGUGUGUUCGCCCGUGCGCGCGUUUUCAACUGAGGCUGUAAAGAAUCCGAAUUCCGGACAGAGAUAUACGGAUACUCAAAAAACUCAAACACUGCCUCAAUUCGACAUUGAGAUUGAGUAAUUUGGAUAGUAUCCGCGUAAUUUGGAUAGUAUAAGCAUUCGAAUAAUUUUCAGUAUCUCGGACAGUUCGAAUAAAUCGAAUAAAUUGAAUAAUUUAGAUAAUUGGUGUAUUAAAAUAAUUCGAGUCGUGAAUCUCGUAUUCGUAUUUAUUCGAAAUAUCCGAAUGGGGAAACUGGUUUUAUUUGGCUAAAUCAAGCACGUUGCUCAAUAAUUCUAUCUUAAAAAUCAAUCAAUUGGUUGUAAAUAGAAAUCACUUAAAAAGUUGAUUUUUCGAUAGCCAAUUGUUUGUGUAAUUGCUUAGAUUUUUCUACUUUUUAUAUUUUUAUGUGUAUCGGAAAAUAAAAUUAUUAGAAUUUUUUUCUUAACACUCUUGGAUAAUUUUACUACAAAUAAAAUUCUAUAUACAGAAUAUAUAAACAAUUGAUGUCAUAAUCUAUAAAUUCUUAGACUUUCAGAUCUGUAUUUAUCAAACUGUUUCUAUUUUAUCUAUACAUAACGAAACAUGGGAAAUUAUGAGCAAUGUCAGGCUAAUUCAUCGAAGAUCCAACCAUCCCUAACUGAAGAACAAACUAAAUAUUUACAGCCCUAAGUUGCAAGUUAUUCGCGCGGGAGUAAUUUGCUGCGUUCCUUCGGCGCGAUUGCAACGCCGUUGCAAUAAAAAAGAAAAAAAAAGAAGAUCGCGUCGAAAUCAUUCCUUUCGUCUUCGUCCGCAAGUUUCACGAGCUCUCGAGCAUAAAUCGCCGAUCGUAGCGUCUCGCUCAGCGCGGCGAUCCGAGUGUUUCGCGGUCGCGAAAACAAUCCGGGGAUGCGACGACCGCCCUCGGCGACGAGAGUUGGUAAAAACGGAUCGAGGAAGUCCGUCGCGCCGCAUUCCCGGAUACUCACUGCCGGUGUGUCUCGCGGCACGCUUAUAUUCAAAUGUAAUUAAAGUUUUACACGGAGGACUUUUACGCCGCUUCGUAAUCCAAUGUCAAAACUCCGGAACACCGCGCUGGAAAACGCUCCGAGCAAAGUCGACGACUCGAGAAGGAGGCUGCGUCGAAGCUCUGUCAUAGCUUAAAGAUUAUAUUCGUACUACCAUUUCGCGAUAUUGUCGGAACGAUGCAGUAUUUCUUAAUAAAGGACUCAUGGAUUUGUAA
This is a messenger RNA of Linepithema humile (Argentine ant), 3635 nucleotides long. Its product is annotated as cyclic GMP-AMP phosphodiesterase SMPDL3A. Gene Ontology annotation, molecular function: phosphoric diester hydrolase activity. NCBI's taxonomy places the organism in Eukaryota, Metazoa, Arthropoda, Insecta, Hymenoptera, Formicidae. The record is from RefSeq and is a predicted model, not a curated record.